CUCACCGACUACCGUACUAUUACCACCGAGGAGUGUCACUGCCAAACCGGAGGAGUGUAUAUAUAUGUGUGUGUGUCCGGUGUGUGGCAUGAAGGAGAUAUCCUGACCCUAGAAAAUGACCACACACACUCUUUAAACUCCACUAAACAGCGAGGACAGCGGCGGUGAGUCGACGGUGCGGAGGAAACCGAGACUGCCUCUUACUGUCGGUGUGUCACUCCACUGUGAUGGUGUCGGGUAUGGCUCGGUCGUAGCGGACUGCUUCUUCUCGACCUGUGUUUUACUGCGUCAGUGAGCGUGAUGCGUUUCAACGAGAAGGAGCUGGUGUCUCUGAGCCGCCAGCCCUCGGAGAAGGCAGCUGAGUUGGGGAUGCGAGGACCGAAGAAAGGAGACGUUGUAAAGAAGAGGCUGGUGAAACUCGUCGUUAACUUCCUCUUCUAUUUCCGGACAGAUGAGGAAGAGCCAAUUGGAGCUUUGCUGCUGGAGCAGUGUCGGGUGGAGAGAGAGGACAGCCAGACCUUCUCUGUUACAUUUCUGGAUGAAGCAGAGAGGAAGUAUCUGUUUGAGUGUGAGUCUGAAGAGCAGUGUGGGGAGUGGAUGGACGCCAUUAUCAAGGCCAGUUACGAGUUCAUGAGGAAGAACCUGAUAUUCUAUCGCACUGAAAUCCACAGACUCACCGGCAAGGACCCAUUGGAGCAGUAUGGUAUAUCAGAUGAAACCCGCUUCCAGGUCAGCAACGGCCUGCAACUUAUGCCCAGAGAUACCUCCUCCCUGUAGACCCAGCGUCCUGUCUCCAGAUCUACUUUAUUUUCAUUUUAGUUCAACCUGCCAUUCCAACAUUCACUCCUCACUGGUUUGAAAACUAUUGCAUUAGCAUAAGCGCACACGCUUUUUAGAUCUGCUAUGCUCUGAAUGUAUUUAGUGUAGCUCCAGACUUAGAGAGAGGUUCUUAUGCAGAUGUUAUAGCGAGUAUCUGAGGCCAUGCAAAGUGAUUAUUUCUUUUAUGUCAUUGUCAAUCAUUACAGGUAACAUGGGGAUGUGGAAAACUCAACACUGUUUUAAUUACAUGCCAUUUUCUGUAUCAUUUUCAAACUUUGCCUUGGUUAAUUGGUUGUCAGUAUAAAACAUGUUUUCUACUAGACAUAAUAUAGACAAUGUGAUUGUUAGAGCCGCUAAUAGUACUUUUGCUGUAGAGCUGUGGCUGUGACUUCCUUUCAGGACUAUUAGUAAUAUGAGCAUGACUGUGUUUAACUAGAAUCAAUCCAGGACAGCUGAACAUUUGGUGUAAACCAAUGUUAAUCAAUUACAUACAGUCUGAAGAAGCUUACAACCUUUGGAAGUAUUUUCUGUCCUGAUUUGAACUGCAUGGGCCCUUUGAUCUGCUGAGUUGAGCCACUCAUUUUAACUCCAUUUUAUUUUCUGUGAAAAAAAUGUUUAGCUAUCUUAAUAUAUAUUCAUCAUCUAUCCCAUUUAGACUAUUUAGUUUUAAAAACUAUACUUUUGCACAUUUAUUACUGGUUGUUGAGGGUGUUUUUAUCAGAAUUUCAAGAAUCUACUUGAAUCUACUGUACCUUUUCUUUAAAUUUUUUUUUUUGCACUUUGAAUCAGAUUCCUUUGGGUAAGCCGUUGGACCAUGUUAGGAUACCAGGCUCUUGACAUGAUUAUUUUAAAUGUCACACAAACGUCUUUGUGAGUGUAACUACAACAGAGUUGGAGACAAUGGUUGCUCUCAACCUCAGUUUACUAUGUGGCAUUGUUGUAUCCUUGGUAAACUGUUUAUUUCAGUCAGGAGUCUACAGCUUAUAUAUAUUGUCAAUAGUCUACCCCCACAAACACAAUGUCACUGAAUGUGUCUUUAUUUCAGACUUUUGCACACGGAACAUGUUUAGUCUGUUUUUACUUCUUGUUCGAUUAUAUUUCACUGGCAUCUGUUUGGGUUUUUUUUACUAAUAAAGCCAUUUGAAAGAUA
Messenger RNA from Morone saxatilis (striped sea-bass), 1969 nucleotides. RefSeq names its product pleckstrin homology domain containing, family J member 1 (gene plekhj1). Lineage: Eukaryota; Metazoa; Chordata; Actinopteri; Moronidae. The record is from RefSeq and is a predicted model, not a curated record. Gene Ontology annotation, cellular component: early endosome; trans-Golgi network; recycling endosome. Gene Ontology annotation, biological process: receptor recycling; retrograde transport, endosome to Golgi; endosome organization. The transcript has 6 exons. Bases 301 to 777 code for a protein of 158 amino acids.